AUUACGCAAUAUUGAAAUUGCCCCUGGUAGUGAAAAUUAACAUUGAAAUUUGCUCGGCUGAUAUUACCCGGUUAAUUGUGAAACCAUUUGUUUCUAAUAUUUUUCUUGUACUUAUGUAAUACAACGAUUAAUAGAGAUGCUUAAACAUCUAUCUGGUAGGUUGGCUUUUAAGGCGUACUCAAUAUCGAAACGAUGUGUUUAUCAUUUGGCGAGAAUUCAAAGUGUAGAACGUGGUGAAUAUAACGAGGGUGAUAAAGUUCAUAUACAAGGAUGGGUUAAGGCUGUUCGAAAAACAAAGGAAAACGUUUUUCUGGAUAUAAAUGAUGGGACAAGUCCUGGGACUCUUCAGUUAGUAAUUAGCAAACUUAAACUAGGUGAGACCGCUUAUGGUUCUUCCGUUGAUGCCAAAGGCACGCUUGGCAAAACGCCUAAUAACCAAUUAGAAGUGCAAGUGGAUACUCUACAAGAGUUGGGUAACUGCCCUCUGUCGGAGGGAUUUCCAUUUUACCCGAAGAAAUCUUAUCCACCGGAAUAUAUUAGAAAUCAUCUGCAUUUACGAGCCCGAACCGGCUCGAUGAGCUCUACAUUGCGUGUACGUCAUCGUGCGAUUCAAUGUUUCAAUGAGCUUCUCGAUCAGGAAGGAUUUAUUCAAAUACACGUUCCAGUUAUUACCUCUAAUGAUUGCGAAGGGGCUGGUGAAGCCUUCCUGGUGAAACCUGCCAGUGAGCAAUUACUACAGCAAUUAUCAAAAAAUUUCCCACCAGAUCAGUGUUAUUUUGAUGGUCAGGCUUUCCUAACAGUUUCGGGUCAGCUUCAUCUGGAAUCAAUGUGUCAUGGUCUGGGGAAAGUUUAUAGCUUUGGUCCUACGUUCCGAGCGGAGAACUGUAAAUCUCCCAUUCAUCUGAGUGAGUUCUAUAUGUUGGAAUUAGAGGAGGCGUUCAUGGAUUCGACGGAAGCCUUGAUGAACAGAAUCGAAUCAACAGUCAAAGCAGUCACCCGAUCACUGCUUAACUCUGUUUCGCCGGACGUGGCUCUCGUAAGAAAAUUAACCACUCAAUCUAGUCUGGAGCGCGAUUUUGCAUGGUUAGAAAAACCUUUUCCACGAAUAACCUAUCACGAAGCGAUUGGUAUUCUCAGCAACAAUCAAGACAAACUGAAGGGAACCGUGGAGGCAGAGCAUGGUAUUAAUAAAGAGCAAGAACUCUUUCUGGUUGACUACCAUCAGAGCCCUGUCUUUGUCGAAAGCUGGCCAAAAGAGCUAAAAUCUUUCUACAUGCGAGAAUGUCCACAUGACAGGAACCUUGUGGAUGGUUUGGACUUCCUCGUGCCACAUGCUGGUGAAUUAGUUGGUGGAAGUCUUCGCGAGAGUGACUAUAACCGCUUGAAGGACCGAAUACCGGACCAGCGAGCUUUGGGGUGGUAUCUAGAGCUGCGCAAAUUCGGUUCUGUUCCCACGGGAGGUUUUGGUCUCGGCUUGGAACGUUACCUGUCCUGGGUUUUGAAUGUGCACAAUGUAAGAGACGUGAUACCAUUUCCACGCUGGGCACACAAUUGUCCAAUGUGAAUAAAUGUG
Wyeomyia smithii (pitcher-plant mosquito) is the source of this 1573-nucleotide messenger RNA. RefSeq names its product probable asparagine--tRNA ligase, mitochondrial (gene AsnRS-m). Lineage: Eukaryota; Metazoa; Arthropoda; Insecta; Diptera; Culicidae. Gene Ontology annotation, biological process: asparaginyl-tRNA aminoacylation. The transcript has 2 exons. Gene Ontology annotation, molecular function: asparagine-tRNA ligase activity; ATP binding; nucleic acid binding. The record is from RefSeq and is a predicted model, not a curated record. Gene Ontology annotation, cellular component: mitochondrion. Bases 137 to 1564 code for a protein of 475 amino acids.